AUGGUUUCUCGAAGUGGUGCAGCAAAGCAGUCAUCCUCGAUGCAUGAACAACUCCUGCAGCUUCUUCAGCAGCAGGUGGCUAUAGAAGAACGGCUGAAAGGACAGCGUGUCCUAAUGCAGCGCAUCACGGAGGGGUUUGCGGUUCUUCGGGAACGGGCUACGCGCCACGCUCACCAUGGUCUCUCCCUGCAUGAUCUUCUUGUGCUGGAGGCGUACGGUAGCAUCAGGCCCUGCCGCAAUGCAGCAGCACCGAGGAGGAAGGAAGAAGAGGAAGGGGAAGAAGAUGAUGACAGGAAUAACCAUGAUGAGUCUUACUCUCUGGGGUCAGGCAAUCCAGCGUGGCAGCAGCAUCAUCAGUUGCAUGAGGCAAAGCGGGCGUAUAGGUCAUUUAUACGAGCGCGUCUGUUGGAUGAGGGAUGCGCGACACCAGACAACCCUGUGCAGUUUCAUACUCUUACAGCAGACUCUUUUUAUCUUCUUCUCCCACACUUGACAGAGUUGUUGCAGGAGUUUGUGAGACUCACACCUGGAGCUGCUCAGACGGAGCCGCCUGAUGGGUCUAUUUCUUGCAUGUGUUUACCGCAGCCGCCCUCAUCGUCAUUACUGUCGCUGCUGGGCUUGCUUUCUUUCACUUCUGUGACCGAGGAAUGUGCGUCACUCGCUCGUGUGUUACGUUUUCUGGAACUUGGCUUAAAACACUUUUCAGAGGUACUUGAGAACAGUCAUCUGCGGCCCGUUCUGGUGCAGAAUUUGGUACAAUUACACGCUGGUGGCAAAAACCGUGGACACACGGGCGAGGAGGUGGCGGUGCAGUUAUGCCAGCGUGCAGGUGUGUUGUGUGAGCAUCUCCGCCACCUCACUGUGGAAGACAGCCAUAACUACGACGAUGGGAUUAAUGAGCUCCACCACCACCACCGUGACCUUCAUUGGACAACCCUGCAGUAG
This is a messenger RNA of Trypanosoma rangeli, 945 nucleotides long. RefSeq lists its product as uncharacterized. The record is from RefSeq and is a predicted model, not a curated record. Bases 1 to 945 code for a protein of 314 amino acids. The transcript has a single exon. NCBI's taxonomy places the organism in Eukaryota, Euglenozoa, Kinetoplastea, Trypanosomatida, Trypanosomatidae.